AACGACGAAGGGGUGACGAUGAUGAUUGUUCAGUGGCACUUGUUGAUGGAUGUUAGAGAUGUAUAAGAUUUAAUAUAACCUUCUCCUAACAAUUCGAAUUAUUGGGACCAACUGAUUUAUGACAUGGUAUCAGAGCUGGUUUGGCCAAGUGGUGAUGUGUAUAUUCUAUCAACAACUCGAAUUAUUGAGACCAACUGGUUUAUGAUAGUAGAAGAAGAAGCAAGAACUCUCCCCUAAAGCCUACUUCUCGUAUUAGAGCUGGGUUUUUUUUAGUUGAGCAUAAAAUAUCCAAUCGAAUCACCAGUACAAUACGAUAUCUUCAUCACCGUUGAUAACCUUAUCUAAUCGGCUGCUGCCGAUUUGGCUUGUGCAGGUACCGGGCCGUGACGAGCGCAUACUACAGGGGAGCGCUGGGAGCGAUGCUGGUGUACGACAUCACGAAGCGGCCGACGUUCGACCACGUGGCGAGGUGGGUGGAGGAGCUCCGUGCGCACGCCGACAGCUCCAUCGUCAUCAUGCUGAUCGGCAACAAGGCCGACCUUGCCGCCGACCACCGCGCCGUCACGACGGAGGACGCCGUCGAGUUCGCCGAGGAGCAGGGGCUCUUCUUCUCCGAGGCCUCCGCAUUGAGCGGGGACAACGUGGACAAGGCCUUCUUCCGGGUGCUGGAGCACAUCUACGCCGCCGUGUCGAAGAAGUCCCUGGAUUCCUCCGCCGAUCCGGCCAAGGCCAACGGCGGGGCGCUGCAGGGGGAUAAGAUCGACGUGAUUUCGGGAGCGGAUAUGGAGAUCAGUGAGCUGAAGAAGUUGUCUUCCUGCUCUUCUUGUUGAUGAUCUUUUUCUGUCAAGGAGUUGGUUUUUGGCCAUUUGCCAUGGUCAAAUUGUAAUCAAUGUUCCACAUCUGUGAUGUUUUUUUUUUGUUUUUUUAUUUGGAAUGUAUAUAAACCCUGUCCUGGACUUUUGGAAAUUGCAAAUUAUCCCUUAAUUAAUUAUAGGAAUUAAAAUUCCCAAAACUAAUCUCUCGAUUUCUUCCCUCCACAUAUAUAUGAACUAGGGGUGAUAAAUGGUUAUACAAUUAACGGUUUAACCUCGAAUUGCACCGCUAACCAAUCACACACCUCUAAUGAUUCCUGAAUUUUUUCAAAACUCCCAAAAUACCUCUUUGAUUAAAAGAAAGAUCUAGAAUUUUU
Messenger RNA from Linum trigynum, 1189 nucleotides. The record is from the annotation of a GenBank genome assembly. NCBI's taxonomy places the organism in Eukaryota, Viridiplantae, Streptophyta, Magnoliopsida, Malpighiales, Linaceae.